CGGUUUUUGUAUGGCAGGAGUCAGCUUCCGUGUUGGGGACUGUGUGUUCGUACAGAAUGAGGAUUCUUCAAACCCUUAUGAUACUGAGGAAUGCGACAUAGCAAGAAUUCUCAAGUGUUAUGACAGUGGUGAACGAAAAGAUAAUAGAAGAGCCGUUGUAAAGUGGUACUCUCGCAUGAACGUUGUGAACUUGAGAGAGCGCAAGAGAGUUUCACAAGGUGUUCCUCGCAUUGCAACCGACAUAGAAGUCGUCAGAGAAGAACGUUCUUUCGAAACAGACAUUGACGUAGAGAGUGUUCAUAGCAUGUGUUGUGUUGAGGAAGCUUUGUCUUCAACUGAUCCAUUUAGCGUGAGGAGACCAGCAGGCGUGUUAGGACCACUGUACGUCUGCAGGUUCAGUUACGAAGGAAAGAAACCUAAACUCUUCCCAUUUGAGUGUGAGGAGGAUUUAUACAACUUUCCAAGUGAAAGGACAUCAGCUCGUCGUUCCCUCGCCACAGAUCUCACAAAUGUAGAAACUAAUAGUACUGCAAGCCCUCAACAACCCAGAAAGAAAUUCAGCAAGAUUUCUAACAAAGAAAACAGUGGCACCCCAAUUGAAGAGGUUCAGGCCAAGGACAAGACACCACAGAAGGCACCUGUAGGUGGGAACAGCAGUGCUUCUCGGUCAUUAAAACGACAAUUGUCUUCUACCCCUGAGCCCGAAAAUGCACAGAGCAAACGAAUUAAAAUGUCUUCGCACGAAGAGAAAAAGGAUUCAAGAAUGAAAAGUCAGCCUAAUAAAUCACACGACUCCCUGAGCAGUACGGAUGACAUUGUCGAGAGGGUCACAAAUUCUGGUCGCACAUUAAAAGUCUUGUGUUAUAAGAUGUUCAGUAACGGUGAAAUAGACAGGAAUGGCGUGUUAACUUCUCCGAAAAGUAAAGCUAACUUAACUCCGAGUAGUUGCACACCAAAGAAGCAGUCACCAGAUAAGUCUAAUGUGUUGAAGAAUAAAAGUAAUGAUACAAUAAAUGAACAGAAGUCUCCCAGUGAAAAACUCGACAGUAUAAAGAAAAUUGGGAAAGUGAGAGGUCUCAAGGGCAACGAGAUCAGUGACUUACUCGGGGGCGGCAGUGACUCUGAGUUAUCUGACGCAGGUGACGAUGAAAUUGAGUCUGACAGUGAUGCUGAAGAAAUUUCAGGUAAAAAUGCAAGAAGGCAAUGUGAGAAAAAAGUAGCUGAAAAAGUAAAACCAAAAGAAAGUAGUUUAAAUGAUGUGAAAGAGGUGCAAAAAGAUAAGACUGGUGAAAACAAAGUCAAGGUAUAUAAAUGUCAAGAAUGUAAAGCGACAUUUGCUUCAAAAGAGGAGAGACAAAGCCAUAAAGACCACCAUUGUAACUCUAAGGAAGGAUUUUUGUCAAAGACACCAAAGAGCCAUCCACAUCCACAAAUGAAGAAUGUCAUAGUUAGCGAUACUGCUGAAGGAAAGUCUCUGGGUGGGAAAACCGAGAAACUGGAUAGACGUGGUAAAAGAUAUAAGUGCCUAGAUUGUGGACUAACAUUUGGGUCCAUACAGGAGAGGAACGACCAUGAAUUGGAACACGAUGAGGAUUUCAAACUACUUCAAGCUACACCACCCAGGAAAACUCAGUUGAAGAAUACUGGAACGCCUAGCAAAACUGUCAGAACUCCAAAAUCAUCCAAAAAGUCUGCUGCAAAACCGAACAUGCCAGCACGUGAUAAGCCCGUCGACUGCCCAAAUACUCCGCUUGAGCAAGCACGAGCCAAGUUGCACGUGUCUGCUGUCCCAGACUCCCUUCCAUGCCGGGAAGAUGAAUUCCAGCAGAUUUACUCUUUUGUAGAGGGAAAGCUGUACGAUGGUACCGGUGGAUGCAUGUAUAUUAGUGGGGUGCCUGGAACAGGCAAAACAGCAACAGUUAAAGAAGUUGUUAAAAUUUUACAAGAUGCAAGUCAAGAGGGAGACCUCCCCCCUUUCUCUUUCCUGGAAGUGAAUGCCAUGAGACUGACAGAACCACAUCAACUCUGGGUUCAGGUUUGGAAAGGGUUAACAGGUAACAAAGUAACAGCCGAACAUGCCUCGUCUCUCUUAGAAAAGAGGUUUUCCACAGCCACAGCACGGAGAGAAACUACUCUCUUACUGGUUGACGAGUUAGAUCUCCUUUGGACAAGAAAACAGGAUGUCAUGUACAAUUUGUUCGACUGGCCUUGUCGUCCAGGCAGCAAGCUGAUCGUAGUAGCCAUUGCCAACACUAUGGACCUGCCAGAACGUAUCAUGAUGAACAGAGUUUCCUCUAGAUUAGGCCUCACAAGGAUGACAUUUCAGCCUUACACAUACAAACAACUGCAGGAAAUUGUUCUUUCACGUCUUCUUGGCAUUGACGCCUUUGAUCCGGAUGCUGUGCAGCUGGUUGCUAGGAAAGUAGCAGCCGUAUCGGGGGAUGCCAGAAGAGCCCUCGACAUCUGUCGUCGUGCUACUGAAAUAGCAGAAAACGAAAAGCUGUCAGCCACACCCAUGAAGUCCCCCUUCAAACGCAAAGCUUUGGUUGGGAUGAUGCAAGUUGAUGCUGCCUUAAAAGAAAUGUUUACUUCGCCUAAAAUUACUGCCAUAAGGAGCUGUAGUGUGAUGGAACAGUUUGUCCUGAGGGGUAUCGUUGCUGAAUUCACUCGAACAGGUCUGGAGGAAGCUGUGUUUGGGAGAGUGUUGGAACAGUACAGUUCUCUCUGCAGAUUUGAAGGUAUUGAGCCCCUGACAUGUUCAGCUGUGAUGAGGACUGUGAACCAUCUCUCAUCUUACCGCCUUGUGUUAACAGAACACUCCAGACAAGAUCUGAACUUACGGCUACGUCUAAACAUUUCCAUGGACGAUGUCAAUUACGCGUUGCAGGGUGCUGCAAAGUGAUGAUAAAGAAUUAUUUUAGUAGAUAUUUUUACAUUUUAUUACAUGCAUUGUAUUUCUUUAUUUACAGGGAAAGGGAUAAAAUGCAUCUAGACUGGGAUACAGUACAUAAUUUUCAUUCAUUUCACUUGAAUUAAAUGUACAUUUAUAUUCAACCCAUUUGUAUCAAAGAAGAGCCUUUUAAAUUUACCUUUUAUUCAUAAUAAUGAAAAAUUAUAAUUUUUUUUUUUUCCAUAAUAGCUUUCAUAAAAAGUAUUUAUUUUUAAAGAAUAUUUUUUUUGUAUCAAGAUUGUAACUAUAAUUUCCAUGGUUAAAUUUUCAGUGGAUGCAAGAUAGAAAUAUAGAUACAUUAAACUAAUCUGAGGUACAUCAUUAAUACAACAUCUGUGCUAUAUAAAUUUCUCACAAAACUGAAGUUUGACACCUUAAUAUUAACCACAAAAUAUAAAGUUGUUAUAAUA
Molecule: messenger RNA, 3360 nt
Organism: Macrobrachium nipponense
Lineage: Eukaryota; Metazoa; Arthropoda; Malacostraca; Decapoda; Palaemonidae
Gene: Orc1
Product: cell division control protein 6 homolog
Exons: 13
Coding region: 11-2902 (963 amino acids)
Biological process (GO): DNA replication initiation; mitotic DNA replication checkpoint signaling
Cellular component (GO): nuclear origin of replication recognition complex
Molecular function (GO): chromatin binding; DNA replication origin binding; ATP hydrolysis activity
Source: RefSeq, a predicted model, not a curated record